Messenger RNA from Mucor mucedo, 2097 nucleotides. RefSeq lists its product as uncharacterized. NCBI's taxonomy places the organism in Eukaryota, Fungi, Mucoromycota, Mucoromycetes, Mucorales, Mucoraceae. The record is from RefSeq and is a predicted model, not a curated record. The transcript has 4 exons. Bases 163 to 2031 code for a protein of 622 amino acids.
AAACAGACAUAUCGCCUAUACGAAUCCAGACUGCUUUUACAUACCUAGAUAAAGAUAGACAAGUUGGACAGAAGCAAAAUUUUGAAUGGUAAUGGUGAUAGGCGGCAGAAUAUCUUGUAUAAGCAAGUCCAACUAAGUUCCAUUUUAUUGCAUAAUAGUAAUAUGCGACCAUUGAAUAGUUUCAUCAAGCAAUCAGAAAUAUAUCAAAGACCAGUACUACAAAUAUCAAAGAGACUGAAGUUAGGUUUAGAAAAGAUUUUUGGUGACUACCUUGAAUUAUACUCAAGUUACAUCGGACAGAGUAUGAUAAUGGAGACAACUAAAACAUCUGAUCAAGUUUUAAGAACAGGGAAAACAAGGAGUGCUUUUAACGAUUAUAUUAGGAUAAAAAGUAUCAAAAAUCGAUCGAAGGAAAUCAGAAAGUUAUUUGUUUCCUCAAACCCAAACCUAUUUGAACAGCUUACGGCAAACUUUGACAUGGACGAUUUUUUUGUGUCGAAUGACAAAUUUUCUGCUUCGGAUAGCGAGGGAUUUACAACAUGCCAUCCAGGUUACAUGCAUUUUUUUAUGAUCACAUAUCUGCACUGUCUCCACAAGAAAAUAGAGGAAAAAUUAAAAAGUAUUGUAGGAACGAAUUGGCGAGCCAACAACAUUUGGUAUGGUGUGUCUAUUGACAAAAAGCUACUGGAUACUGUAUUCGGCUCAAUGAAAAAUUUGGAAAAAUUAUUCUUUGCAAGUGGAAUACUUGGGAAGGACGACGAACUUCGAAAAGCAAAAUUCUGUACCCGUGGUGAAGAAAUUCUACCCGCUAUCCAACACAAGUAUCAACAUUUGGAAUUUGGGUUGAAAUCACACUUUGUUGUUGCACAGAUACAUUCAAAGCAUAUUCAACUCAGUUUGCAUCAAGUUGUUAAACUGGAAUCACCCGGAGAAGAUCCAGCGUCCAUCAUUAUUCAGGAUGAAAUGAUACAUAUCAAUGAUGUAUAUGAUGCACUCUGUAAGAGUAUUAUGAAAAGCCUACAAGUCAAUUGUCAAUUCAAUUACUGUACCACGCACAAGAGUGAGGAAGAUGUGCAAUAUGAUUUCCAAUCACUUGAGAUAUAUAACAAUACUUAUCGAAAUUUAAAACCAUGCGUUGUUGAACUUUUCGAAAAAAACAAGUCAAAUUUGAACAUGGAUUCCAAAAUACAGCUGAAUAUCAACACGAAAUGCGAUUGCUGUAUCAGUAUUUCUCUUCGUGAAAUUAUUGAAGUAUGUCUCAUGUCAGUGAUAGAAAGUAUAUCAGGAGAUAUAACGGCAUCUUUGACCAACAAAAAACUAUUUGGAAACUAUGUACCGAAAUAUAUUUUCGUGUUUGGUGAUCCGUUCAAUCUGGGGCAGGGUUCAAAGAUCCACAUCGCAUACACCAUGAUUAUGCAAAAAGCGAUUGAUGACGGUGUAUAUAUGAAAGAAAAAGAUACAAAGACAUUUGUACUAAGAAAAUCUAUUUUCCAAUUACUGGAGACGUUUUUAUCUGGAAAAAAGCCUUACAUGUUUGAAAGGUUUGUCACUGGGACUUUGUGCCAAGUAUCUAGCAAUACAUACGGGAUGCGGAUUACAAAUUUAAGCCGUUCGGUCUCUUUCACCCGAAUAAACAGUGAUGGUGAUAUCAAAAAUACUAUGGGAUAUGUUGAUUAUUAUUUGGUAUUUAUUCAGAAAGGGAAGCCAGUUCCAACAAGAGAGCUUAUAAUUCAAAUCAAUAAACCAAAUAAUAUCAAAUUAGAAAUUCUUCAAUUAGAUAGUUCAACCAGUACUGUUCCGGACAAGUAUACUCUAUUGCACGGUCGCACUCGUGGUGUUACUCAUGAAAUAGACUCCAGACGUUUGACGGAUAUUUAUAUUAAUACAUUUGUGAUAGAAUAUGAGCAGAUUAGCAAUAAUUUAUCUAUCAAAUCAUCAAGAGGAUGUAUGGGCAGAAUUAGUAACUAUAUUAGUAAACCUUAUUACUUAACCGUAAAUAUCAUGGAGCCAUUGACACUUGCUUAUAUUUAACGUAUCACUGCUCCAAUAAAAUUAUAUAUUACAUACAACUGAUUUAAACCAUCUCUUAUUUGCGUC